This is a messenger RNA of Hyalella azteca, 435 nucleotides long. Its product is annotated as CD209 antigen-like protein 2. The record is from RefSeq and is a predicted model, not a curated record. The transcript is spliced from 3 exons. Bases 1 to 435 code for a protein of 144 amino acids. NCBI's taxonomy places the organism in Eukaryota, Metazoa, Arthropoda, Malacostraca, Amphipoda, Hyalellidae.
AUGGAUAUGCAUUCUACUGCAGGUCUCUGCCAGCAUCCUUUUGUUUUGGUUGGCACUCAGUGUGUUCACAUAAUUCCUGCCAAAUACACCUGGCAUGACGCUCGUAACCAGUGUGGACUGGUCGGUGGGGAUUUGUUUGUUGUAGACGACUGCGAUCAGUACCACAAGGUUGCCCUCUACCUCGAUGAACAAGAUUACCUUUACUAUUGGAUCGGGGGCUCAGAUGAGGCCGUGGAAGGGCAAUGGCGCUGGGUUGACGGUUCGCCGAUGGACAUGGGACUGCCUUACUGGGAAAAUACGUUUGUUCUGGAGCAAGAACCCGACAAUCCUGGACAGCAGAACUGCCUGGAGCUGAACUGCGCGUGGAUGUACCGCUUCAGCAGCGCGUGGUGCAGUGAUGCAAGACGGGUGAUCUGUGAGGCAGACCCCAUCUAG